Messenger RNA from Mesorhabditis belari, 1044 nucleotides. The record is from the annotation of a GenBank genome assembly. Lineage: Eukaryota; Metazoa; Nematoda; Chromadorea; Rhabditida; Rhabditidae.
AUGCCGAUACCCUGCUCCACCGAGGCUUGUACUUCAGCAGCGACAAUUAAACGGUCGAAGGAUGGAUCUGCUGUGUGCGCAACUUGCUUCACAAGACGAUUUGAAGAAGACGUACAUGAAACUAUCAGUGCGACAAACUUAUUCAAGAGAGGCGAGAAAGUGGCAAUAGGCGCAUCGGGUGGCAAAGAUUCAACAGUAUUAGCUUAUGUGAUGAAGGUAUUAAAUGCUCGUCACGAUUACGGACUCGAAUUGAUCUUACUCUCCAUAGACGAAGGCAUAAAGGGAUAUCGUGACGAUUCUUUGAAGUCGGUCGAGAGAAACAAGAUUGAAUACGAGCUUCCGUUGACAAUACUGAGUUAUAAGGAUCUCUAUGGAUGGUCAAUGGAUGAAAUUGUUGCGCGCAUUGGUAAGAAGAACAAUUGUACAUUUUGCGGAGUAUUCCGAAGACAAGCACUUGACAGAGGUGCCUACAAACUAGGAGCAACGAAAUUAGUGACAGGCCACAAUGCAGACGACAUAGCCGAAACUGUUCUGAUGAACUUACUACGAGGUGAUGUUGCCAGAUUACAGAGGUGUACAAACAUUUGUACCGGAGACGACGGUGGUAGUUUGCCUCGAGCAAAGCCUUUGAAGUAUACUUUUGAGAAGGAUAUUGUGAUGUAUGCUCGAGUCAACAAACUCGAAUAUUUCUACACUGAAUGUAUAUAUGCUCCGAACUCAUAUCGCAACUUUGCCAGAGAUUACAUAAAGAAACUUGAACGAGUGAGACCGCGUGCCAUUUUGGAUAUCAUCUAUAGUGGGGAAAGCAUAGCUGUUCGCAAGGAAGUGGCCCUACCCGUUUUGGGUCGUUGUUCUAGAUGUGGUUACAUUUCAAGUCAAAAGCUAUGUAAGGCAUGUCUCCUGAUCGAGGGCUUAAACACCAACCAGCUUGAUCUGGGAAUAAAGCGAAAGGUCACCACUGAAACCAAAACCGGAUGUGGAAAGGAUAAAACUGGUUCCAGCUGCGGCUGCUCAAAUGAAGACAAGGUCCAAAGUAUUGAUUUU